Messenger RNA from Rhopilema esculentum, 8411 nucleotides. The record is from RefSeq and is a predicted model, not a curated record. NCBI's taxonomy places the organism in Eukaryota, Metazoa, Cnidaria, Scyphozoa, Rhizostomeae, Rhizostomatidae.
AAUGGCUUUUUCAUAUUAUGGUUCCAAAAUCCAAGUUAACCCGAAGAGCAAGAUAAGCCUUUAGUGAGAAAGCGAUUAGCUUUAUUAUAACAACACGACCUGGAGGGUAUGCUAGCAUGUUAGUGUUGAUUUUGAUAUUAUAUUAAACUGGAAUUCCGAAUUAUUUUUCUCAGCCAUAUGCUGAUCUUGCUAAUUACCAUAAAUUCAAGGCAUUUUGUCUCGAAAUUGCAAUCUAGGAACCUCGAUGGCGAUGACCUACACUAUAGUAUGUUUUAUAUUUUCUCAUCUUAGGCAAUUAAUUUGUUAAUUUGGGAUGUUAGCAAAGAUCAACCUUCGCACUUAUUUUAAAAGCAAAGCAAUUAGUACCAUAAGUGAUUGGUUUCAAUAAUAACAAUGUUAUAUGCGAAUAACCUUUCAUUAAAUCAGCGAAGAUAGAUUAUGAACAAAGGACAACUUCUGUCAUAAUGAUAGCAAACGGAUGUAUAAUUUCUUUAGGUUGAACAACAUCAUUGUUGCUAACACCUCAAACAUAUGCAAACAAUACACGGCACGUUUGUUUGCAUGUAAAUGGAUGUCAGAGGGGUGUUACAUACAACAUCACCAUGAAAUACAGAGGGGUAGCUACCAUUGUUCUAGGGAAUUUGAGAUUCACAAAAGUUUAUUUAGAAUCGAAUGAAAAAUUCAUUUAGUUCUUAUUUUUAUCAAACAAUGGUACCCAAGUAAUUUCAUCCCUCCUACAAAUCAGUGUAGAAUCAAAAAUAAAAAAGGUAAAUAUUGCUCAUAGGUUUAAAAUAGUGCUCAUAGCCUGGCUCACCAAGGUAAGUUGAGAAUUGUAAAAACACCAGUGAUUGAUGAAUAGUAUGACUAAUGUAUCAACUGUUAAGUAUUUGGUUAAGUGAUUUCUUAGUUAUUUAAAGAUAUUGCCGCAAAAAUUUAACUACAUCAUACAGGGAAACCACUAGGAAUUUAAUCAAAACUAUAAUAACUUUGCCAAUCCAUUAUAAUUGAAUUUGAAGAUUACAAAUUUUCAACCAAGGACAGAUUUGAAAGGGUGUGGGGAUGCUACAUCAAGGUAAUAUGUUUGAUUUAUUUCAAACAUUGUCUUUGAUUAAAAAGGCAUACUUCCAUCAGACUCGUGACUACAGGGCAUAAGGGCUGUGACACCUCUCUCUAGGGGUGCUUUAUCAUCAAAAUUUUGGACUUUGGUGCAAAUAAAGAAUUUUUCAUACACUUUAUCAGCAAAUAUGACCUGGACACCCCCUUGAGCCCAGUUGCCUAAGUUUGGAUGCCAUUUGCAGCUUGAGCCUUGUUAAAGACAUAAGGUUGCUCGAAAGUUUCCAAAGAAGAGCCACAAAGUUAGUGCCACCACCGAGAAGAGCUUCUCAAGCUCUUGUCCUACAAGGAGCCUCUUAUUACAUUUGAUCUCCCAACUCUUGUAUAUAGAAGUAUUUGUGGAGAUAUGAAAUUGAUUUCUCAAAAUCGUGAAAGGUAUCAUAAAAUUGAAUUAUACAGCUUUCUUCAAGUUGUGUCAAAUAAAACAAGAGGACAAAAGCUCAAACUUGUUAUCAAUGGAAUCACUUGAACGUAAGACAAAAUUUAUUUUUGCAAAGAAUCACAGAGACAUAGAACUAUUUUACCAGGAGUCAUCAUCAAUAGCUCAACAAUUUAUAUUGCAAACACAAAUAUAACUUUUAGGGUUUUAUAUGUUAUUAUAUUAUUAUUUUGGCACCUGCUCAAGAGCACAACAUUGUUAAACAAGAGUAUAGAUGAUUUAGCAAAGAUUUUUAUCCAAGGUCUCAAAGGACUAAAUUCCCAACCAGCGGAUUGCAUUUCCAGUGGUAUGAUGAUACCAAUACAUCUAUGUUUGUGUUCUGCAAAGGCACUCAAGCAAAGCUUAGUAAAUAUCCGUCAAAGAAAAUUAUGUACAUUCCAUCUCUUGGAUAUAAAUUGAGUCUAUUUUGUGGAACAUGCUUGCAAUGAGUCCCCAGUCUUUGUGUAGAGCAUGCAGAUCACAUUCUUCCACUUUGUAACAGCUGUAGAGCUUUAUGACUAAGAUUAUCUCUUGUUGGAAGAUAAUCUUAGUCAUGAGAAAGGUAGUUUGUAUGGUGGCAAUAUAAUGGUGGCGAUUUUGUCCAGAAAUUAGCCAUGAAAAUUAAAAUUUUGCCCCUUUCUCCAAAAAGAGGCAAAACCUGAGACAAAAUUUGGUAACUAACCUACCUGAGUAGCAAAAUUUACGAAAUGUUCUGAAAACUGUUGCAUUUAGUGCCUAAGCCCCCUUGUCUCCUCAAGCCACUGCACCCUUCUAGCCAACCUGACCCCAUUUUCCAGUCUCAUCACAUGGCAAAAUACGUAACCGCGAAAAGCAAAUUUUUGAGUAGAUAUAGAAGAUGUUUUAUAAGGCCAGUAGCGUGUUUCGCUUAACGGAGUCAACGUUUCCUGCAACACGUUGUAAACAAACGCGGUGAACAUUAUGCCUCUGUGUGAUUGUACCUUUUUUUCAUUACUAUAAGGCGCUGAUUAAGGAAAUCGAGAAAUAGAGGUGAAAGAAAAGACUAUGCUGCACUGGCCGUUGCUAAGUGUUGGUUUGACUCUGCUGUUUUUAACUGAACUUUGUCACAGUGAGGCUCCCGGAUUCAAAUGUCAGGCUGGGACGUUUGAGUGCAAAAAUCCUCGCACUUGUGUUCCAGUGUCAUGGGUUUGUGAUGGGGAAGCAGACUGCGAUGAUAGUACUGAUGAGAAGCACUGUGAUCAAAUCGAAUGUAAGGAAGAGCAGGGACAGUUUAGAUGUGAAUCAGGGGAGUGUAUAACAAGCAGUUGGGUUUGUGAUGGUGAUCGAGACUGUAAGACUGAUGGAAGUGAUGAAAAAUCUUGCGUUUCUGGUAAUGUUACCUGCCCCUCCAAUCAGUUUAUUUGUGGUGAUCGGUCCUGUAUUAUGAAGAAAUGGGUUUGUGAUCAUGAGAAAGAUUGUCCAGAUGGAUCAGAUGAAAAGGAUUGUGUAAAACCAACAUGUAGUGGAGAUUCAUUCACAUGCAAAAAUGGAAGGUGCAUAGCUAUAAGAUGGAAAUGUGAUGGUGACAAUGAUUGUGGAGAUGGAUCGGAUGAAGACAAAACUUUUUGCUUGGCGAGAAGCUGUAAAGCCAACCAGUUCACUUGCAAUAACCGACGGUGCAUCGAGAAAUCUUGGGUUUGUGAUGGUGAGGAUGACUGCGGUGACAAAAGUGAUGAGCAGCCGCAUCUUUGCUCAUCGUCAACCUCGAAACCGAUAUGCAAGCCGGAAGAAUUCGCCUGCAGAUCAAGUAAUCAUGGUCCGAAUGGAAAAUGUAUUCUAGGAAAAUGGAGGUGCGAUGGAUCAAGGGAUUGCAGUGACGGAAGUGACGAGGAGAACUGUCAUUUAAAUGCAACAUGCAAACCAAACCAGUUCAAGUGUUCCAAUGGAACUUGCAUUGAUUAUUCCUUGAAAUGCAACAAAAAACCUGACUGCCCUCGCUGGGAAGAUGAAAAGGAUUGUGUGGAGCAGUGUGCUGAAAAUGAGUUCAGAUGCGUGCACAGCAAUAGAUGCAUUCCGGAGAGUAAGGUCUGUGAUGCAAAAGACGACUGUGAAUUAAAAGAAGACGAACCAAUGAGUUGUAAUAUCAAUGAGUGUUUGGAUAACAACGGGCGUUGCAGCCAGCUUUGUGUUGAUAAAAAGAUUGGCUAUGAAUGCCAAUGUAGAAAGGGCUAUGAACUGGAAGCUCGUGGCAGGAUCUGCCAAGAUACGAAUGAAUGCAUGAAAUAUGGUUCAUGCAGCCAAAUUUGUGAAAACAAAAAAGGAACCUACAAAUGCAGCUGUCUGUCAACAUAUAUUUUAGAGUAUAAUGGGAAAACAUGCAAGGCUAUUGGUCAAGAGCCUAGCCUGAUAUUUGCUGCACGACAUAGUAUACGAAGAAUUUCCUUCAAUCCCUUCGGUAUGCAGCCCGUUGCCAGUGAAUUAAGCAGUGCCAUUGGAGUGACUUACGACGUUGCUGAAGAGCAGGUGUACUGGGCAGAUAACAGGGAUAUGUCAAUCUACAAAGUGCCCUUCAGUGGCCCUGAGAUGAAGAGUCGAGUAAAAGUUUUCAAUGAACGCUCCAUUGUUGAUGCCUUAGCAGUUGAUUGGAUUGGCCGUAAGUUGUAUUGGACAGACACGGGACUCAAAACUAUCGAAGUUUCAGAAAUGGAUGGUAGCUCAACUUUGGUGCUUUUAAAUACUGGCAUGCUUGAACCACGUGGAAUAGCUCUUGAUCCAACAGAUCAAGGAAGACAUAUUUAUUGGACAGACUGGGGUGCCAACGCCAAGAUUGAGAAAAUCAGCAUGGAUGGCGACCUAGAUACCAGAGUUGUAUUGCAUAAUCUUACUGGUGGCUGGCCUAAUGGAAUAUCGAUUGACUUUGCGCUUUUGAGAUUGUAUUGGACAGAUGCAAAGAGGAAGCUAAUUGAGAGUAGCAGGCUUGAUGGAUCAGAUAGAAGAGUGAUCCGAGAAUUACCCGACCAUCACCCGUUUGCCAUAACUGUUUUUGAAGAUUACAUGUACUGGACCGAGUGGAGUCACGAGACAAUUUUUAAAGCUGACAGGUUUACUGAUAAAGGCAAAACCACCCUUGUUUCUAAGGUGUCAAGCUUGAUGGGCCUAGAGAUCUACCACCCUUUAAGGCAGCCAACAGCCAAGAACCCCUGCGCACGUUAUAAUGGCGGUUGCAGCCAUUUGUGCUUGCUCUCUUCAAAACAUGUGUAUACGUGUAGAUGCCCAACUGGUGUUCAACUCCUUCGCGACAAGCAAACAUGCAAUACAACGAGUGCAUAUGUCUGUACACCAAACUACUGUCUGAAUGGUGGUGAAUGUGUCAACAGUACAGCAAAAAGAUUCAAGAAUAUUCGCAUUUGCAAAUGUGCCCGCGGUUAUAAAGGAAAAAGGUGCGAGAGACGAUCAUCCUUUCAACCUCACGUUACCAGCCGACCACAGGCAGCAGGAAAUAAGCAAGAUAUUAAGAAAGAAGAUCUUGGUGAAACCAUUGGAAUUGUCGCUGGCGUUGUUCUUGGUAUCCUCUUUGUCGCUAGCAUCUGUAUUUACUUAUUCUACAGACAUCUAAGGAAAAAUUACAGGGAAAGAAAAGCUGUGAACUUCGAUAACCCAGUAUAUCGUAGAACCACGGAAGAUUCUAUACCCAUUAUUGGAAUGUCAUUCGAUGACAGCAAUUUGUGAUCCCCCACCAAUCAAUGGGUAACUUCCUGAAAAAGAGGGGAAAAGGCAUCCUAGAUGCGCUGGCUCAAAGCACCCGCUCAUGACAGCGUCUGUGGUUGCCAAGACAAUCAAGAGACCUUUGGAAGAAGAGUCAACAAGAUGCUGGUCAUCAAAAAUAUGUCGAAAAUUCGUGGGUAGCGGUAGCCAGAGUGAUCAUUUUCGGAAUUUGCUAUUCCAGGGUGUUGGGACCAUCAAUUCAGUAUGCAAAGGCAAUCCAUGCAUAUCAAAAAGACUGCAUUGUGAAUGCUUACUGCAAAAUUAUGGCUCUGUUUGUCAUUAACCUGGACUUGAAUAAGAAAAAAGCCCCUAGUAAGAUUCGAUCAAUCCCGUUGAUAGAAAAGUGAUACAUAAAAGGGUAUUGAAAUUAGUCUAGCUUUCCACACAAGGAGCAUAUGUCCUACUUGAAUUUUUCUCGAGCGCCUUAGCAAGGGUUCCCGUCCUUGUAGUAUUUGAGGCAAGCGAUUCAAUACUUAGCCUGCUUGCUCACGUCAACUAAAUCGACAGAUCUGGUGCAUUUCUACUGGUAUAGGAUUUUCCGUAUCUAUGAUUCGAUGCAGCUGGUAUUAAGGACGUCAGUUUGCAAAAAUGGAGAGCGGGGAAACUUGCCUCUGAACAAUUGCCGGAAAAAUGCUGCCCGAAUAAGUAAAGGGGUUUUUUCUUUCCAAGACAGUUGACUAAAUAUCCGUAUCAACUUUCCCAAUACUCUUUCUCUUACGGUCAGGGGCGUUGGUUAAAAGCCUAAUUGAGUAAAAGUAUCAUGACUUCAGAUUGAGUCCUUAUUUCGUAAUAUAGUCGUGUUAGUGUGUUGAAUGGCGGGCAAAUGUGAUAACGUAGAAGUGAUUACUGCUAGCUUCAUUACCAUGGAUACUGGUAACGUGAACGUAGAAUUUACUGAAUUUUAUGCCCAGUCAAAGAUCUGUUUGUAAUUUACAUAUGUAUCUAAAGACAAUAGAAUUAAAGGAAUCGAUCAAUAUUUAUUUUGCUAUUCAAGUGCGGUUCAAUACCUAUUUUACUUUGCAAGGAAUAUGCUGUUGACUUACCCUCUAUGCUCGAAAGAACAUUUUGCUGUUUCCCCUUCUCGGAUCAAAGCAAAGCCCUCCUAUGAUUAAUAGUUUUUUAAAGAAGUCCACUCUGAUAUCCUUGCCCGUAAAGCAGAUUUGAAUAAAUCAGUGUUUGAAGGCUGAUUUCCAAUAGUCAAAUCUUAUUUUUCUGCAGUUUUCAUAUAAAUGUCAUUCAUAUAAAAUGGAGGGAAUAAGAUUGUAUUAUACGAUUUAUAGGAAUUAUGUAUUGUAUAAAUUACAAAUCAAUCCAAACCGCACCCCAUAAGCAUCUUAACUAGAAGCUAGAACGUAACUGUUGGCAAAGCCUCUAUUAAGGUUCUUGGAUUCGUGUUAGCUAACGUAGAAAAGGCAUCUUAUUGCAGAGUACGUCUAGUUGAAAAUCAUCGCCUAACUGCUACAUAUGCUCGCACGUAUAAGAGCCCAAGUACCUUUUUGCCUAUAAGAGUCUUGUUUCUUAAUAAGAUAAUGCAAUCAUCUUUAAGUUGGCGAAAGUUUAGUACAAUCGGGAAUAAAGUGCUCUCGCAAAAAUAUCCAAAACACGACGGUGGAGAAAAAGUUGAAUUGACUGUGUGGAGUGAUUAGCAAAUCUUUGUUAGGCUCCUCUGCCUAAAACAACAGGGCUGGAACUUCGUGGACAGUUGAUUCCCUGUUACCUACAGAACGGCGUACUGACCCUAAGUCGUGCGAGUUAGUCAUGCUAAGGAAAGAGCCAACCACAGUUUUCUAAUUACUACGCAUUGAAGUGUGGAUCGAACGGGCUCUUUAGCGUUGCUUUGUUGCAGUGAUUUGUAUUUUUAUUACAAUGUUUUGCAUAGCUAGUAUUGUUUUAAUGUUUAUGUCUUCUAAAUUCUAAAUGCCGUUUUGUAACGAUUAUCAGCACAUUUUAGUUAUAUUAGAGCUUCAAAGCGCCUUGGUAAUCUCGCAAUAAAUUUUGGCAGUUCACUUUUAACACUUGCAGAUGAUGAAUUCCUCACCCUUCGGUUGUCUUUUCGGAUCUUUACGUUUCAUUACUUACUGCAAUCAAUAAUAUCAUUUAUAGAAGAGAGACUCUUUUCUCCACCUGUUUAAUCGUGUCAUAGUCAGGUAACAAUCAGUUAAUACCCUGAUACACUGGUUACUGGGUACACAGUUUCUGUGAACAAGUGUUUGAAAAAUAGGAUCCUUAAUUAGUUAAAAUGGAAACAUAAUGAACAAGUGUUUGGGAAAUAGGAUCCUUAAAUAGUUAAAAUGGAAACAUAAUGAACAAGUGUUUGAGAAAUAGGAUCCUUGAAUAGUUAAAAUGGAAACAUAAUGAACAAGUGUUUGAGAAAUAGGAUCCUUUAAUAGUUAAAAUAGUUUGUAAGGAACAAGUGUUUGAAAAUACGAUCCUUAAAUGGUUCAAACGGAAUCGUAAAGAAACGUCGUUUUGUAUACAUUUUAUUCAUACUUUUGAGUUAAAUCAUUGCGUUUUAUGUGAUGCAUAUGUUUGUAAAUAAAAUCAUAAUAAUACCGAGCAUCAAAUUCUCCUGUAUAAUACAUUAUUUAGUACAUAACAUAAAAUUUUCUUGUAUGUUCAAAUUUUUGAUGACAUGAAAGAGAAUCGUAUGGUUUCGUCUUUUGUUUCAGUAUUUUUAAUCUGUAUCAUAGGGACAGGUAGAACUUCUCGAAAACAAAUUGUUGUGUUGUUUGCGUUGCGCAACUAAGUCACUGUCAAGGACGUUCUCUUCCCUCUGACUCCCUUUUCUUGGUGCUUCCUUGCAGUAGCCGUUUAGAAAUACAGCUCCUGAACAUAAACACAAUGCAAAAACUUGUGACAAGUCAACAUGCCGCUACCCUUAUUUUUGCCAACCAUUGCUUUACUCAUUAUUUGUACAUCGUUUUUUUUAGUUUUGCUUUUGUAUCUAGCAACUUGUACGUCAAUUGAUUGAUUGAUAUUGAUUUAGAGUAUAGUUAUGUAAUAGGUCUGUAUUGUAAUUAGUUUAUAAGAAAUUUGAUAAAAUAGCGAGUACGGUGAACUAAUGGUUUUGGAAUUAACCUGCCCGUAAGGUUGUUUCAUAGAUCGAUAAAUAUCCCUGUUUGAAUUAAUACCAAAAAUAACUUAUUAUCACUGAGAA